AUGGUCUAUUCGGAUCUGGUCGAAUCCACCGUGGUGGGCAGUGGCAAGUAUCCCCUGUUACGGGAAGUGCAAUUGUUGAGAACAGGGGAUGGGGAAAGUACAGCUGAACCCUUGCACCACCAAUGGAUCAAACUCCGAGGAAAUCAACUGGAUAUCUUAGAAGUAGAGAUUGCCAGUACCAGUGGACCCCUGGCCAUUUUACCCCCGGGCAAAACCCUGGUGACCAUUGGUCUCAAAAAGCUAUAAAAAGUCACUCCACGUCUCUGGAGGGUCCAAAAAGCACCACGACGUGAACCAUGCGCGGAGGUAGUUUAACGCGGUACCACAUGCCCGUCCUCACCAAGCAAGAGGGCAAAGGCUUGGCCGAAGAUUUGAUCAAACUGGCGGGACCCCUGAUCGUGCAACAAGCUCAAGCGGGAUUGCAAGAUAUUCAACGUGGCAAGAGUGCCGCGGCCACCUGGGCGGAUCGAAGUGCCCAACUCAAACGUGGAUUGAAACGCAAAGCCCCUGCCAUGGCUUGGACGGCGGGCAAACACAAAGUCAAACGGACCGCCCAAAAUACCUAUAAAAGAGCCACGCAACGCGUACGGGAUAUCUUUGGACUGUGAAAAAAUGGUACGUGUAGGAGGUUUUCUCAAAUCACAAAAUCGUAUUCGACGGCAACGUGCCCGUGGACGGUUCAUUUCACCGUAUCAAGUGGGGGGCACGAUCUUUGGCAAGUCGACCAUGGCGCGCUAUCCCUUGAUGCACACGACGCAUCGGAUCAACCCCGAACCCUGGAGGGUGAAGCAAGCCCUGCGUCGCAUGAAAGGGGGCACGAUUUUUGGCAAGUCCACCCGCAGGCGUCAAAAUCCUUUGAGGUUCCCUUCUAUGCACCCGGAAGACCCCAACGAAUGGGCAAGGACCAUGGCUCGACGCCGUAUGAAAGGGGGCACGAUUUUUGGCACGUCCACUCGCAUGCGUAUGAGUCAGGAUCCCAUGAAGGUCCUCAUGGCCGACCGAGAAAAAGCCAGGAUGGAACGCUGGCUGAAGCAACGUAUGAAAGGGGGCACGUGGUUGGGCAAAGGGGAUCUCAGAAAAGUGUUGUGGGCCAAUCAAGCCAAAGCCCGGAAGCAGAAAGGGGGCAAUCUCUUCAGCCAGUUGAAAAAACGCAUCCAAAUCGAUUUUCCGCACCGCCCCUUUCCCGCCGCGCAUCCCAUCCAUGAUUGGUACAGACUACGAAAAGGUAUAAAAAGAGGACGCCGUUGAACCACCUGGACAGUUUGCAGCAUGUCGCUCCAACUCUUUGACGUGCCUGAUGUGGAUUAUCGGUACGAAGCCUCUCGGGAAGUGGAGUUUCAACCCGCCUUGACGGGCAUCCAACCCAUCACCUUCUCCAUUCCAGGCUCCGACGAUUAUUACGACACCAAUUCCCUCCGAUUCAAAGUCAAAGUGCGCCUGACCAAUCCAGCCACUGGGUAUACAGGACUGGAUGCUGGUCUGCUCAUUUCCAAUGCCAACGAAAGCAGACAUGUCUACUGCGUCAACAAUUUCGGUCACACCAUCUUUCGAGACAUCACCCUGAGCAUGAAUGGCGUCCUCAUGACAGAACAGAGCAACACCUACCAUUACAGAGCCUACCUAGAAACCCUGCUGAAUUACAGCCGAGAAGAAGGAGCCACCAAGUUAGCCCCCCAAGGAUGGGUCAAUCAGCUCAAUGUGAUUGCAGAAAUGGGAGCCACAGCCGCCAAUUCGGAUGUCCCCACCAAUGCGAAUUGGAGUGGGAAUACAGAAUUGCGAGCCCUGACCAGCCGAUUGACAGAUGAACAUUGGCACACCUUCAUCGUGCGUCCCCAUUUGCCACCCCUCAGGACAGGCAAAUUGUUGGUCCCUAAUAUCCAAAUGGACAUUGAGCUCUUCCUCAACCCCAACACCGUCUACCUGAUGGGUACCCCCAACAAAGGCACCUUGACCACCAAGAAAUUUCCAGCCAUCCAUAAUGAUGACAUCAAAGUCACCUUGUUGAUGAGAAAAGUGACCUUGAAUGCCAGUGUCUAUGUCAGACUGCAGAAAGAAAGACAGCUGGGCAAACAAAUUGCCCGCUACCCCGUCGUGCGGAGCGAAAUUCGCACGUUUUCCUUUGAUGGACGCACCACCCAGUGGGAACAAGACAAUGUGUUUGUGGGUCGAUUUCCUGACCGAGUGAUGGUGGGGUUAUUGCAUUCCAACACCUUCAAUGGAGACCUACAAAGAUACCCUUUUGCCUUUGAAAAGUUUGGUGUCACCCAAGUACGACAGACCUUGAAUGGAGAAGAAUACCCUUACAGAACCCUGCAAUUGACU
This is a messenger RNA of Porites lobata, 2322 nucleotides long. NCBI's taxonomy places the organism in Eukaryota, Metazoa, Cnidaria, Anthozoa, Scleractinia, Poritidae. The record is from the annotation of a GenBank genome assembly.